GAAUACUUUAAUGAGCCCUGCAUGUUAAAAUGAGCCUUUUAAUGGUGUGUUUGAAGUCAGCAAGAGAAAACAUCUGGAGAUGAAAGAUUUGUGCUACAGGAACCCUGCUCAUGAAACAGGGGAGUCUUCAAACCCGGAUCCUGUAGAGCAAGAGGGGUGGGGGGGCUGUAGGCGGCCGUGUUCAGCAGAGCUCAGAGAGUCGGUGGGCUGAGCAGAGCAUGGUGGCUGAGCAGCACAGCAGGACACAGCGUUGCUGCCGGGCUUUGGACGGGACGGUCAGAGAUGUUUGACAACUCUCACUACCCCUUCAACUGCUUCAACUAUGAUGGGGACGGAUACCCGUCCUCUGGUUCUGAGGAGGAGAAAAAGAUCUGCAGACCUGCUUACAGCUACAUCGCUCUGAUUGCCAUGGCGAUCCAGCAGAACCCGGAGCAGCGGGUCACCCUGUCUGGAAUCUAUGAGUUCAUCAUGAAGCGGUUCCCCUACUACCGGUCCAACCAGAGAGCCUGGCAGAACUCCAUCAGACACAACCUGUCCCUCAACAGCUGCUUCAUCAAGGUUCCACGGACAGAAGGGAACGAGAAAGGAAAAGGAAAUUUCUGGACCUUUGCUGCAGGUUGUGAAUCCAUGCUGGACCUGUUUGAAAACGGAAACUUCCGCCGCCGCAGGCGCAGGAGGAACAUGAAGAUAGGUCUCCAGGAUUCAGCAGAGACCUCCUUCCAUCCAGUGGAGAGCCACAGCAGCAAGCGGGGACCGGCGUCUCGGCACCCUGAGCUAGACUCUGCCAUCUGCCAUCUGAAGCCUGGAAGGCCGAGGUCCGAUCCCCAACAGAACCACCUCAUCCCGACCUCAAACCAGCAGGGAAAACCCGAGUCAGAGAUCAAGUUCAGCAUCGACUACAUCCUGUCCUCUCCAGAUCCUCCACAGCCUGGGUUCAGAUCUCCUCAUGGCCCGAUACAUUUGGUCCCACCGGCGCCACCUGCUCAUGUUCUGGACCAACAACACCUGAACCUGCACUUCUGGACUCUUUAAGAGGACAAAUAACAAAAGACACCUUUCCUCCUGACAACAAGAACUCUGUUUAAACAUGUUCAACAGGAGACAAAGAGGUUCCACUGGAUGUUUCACAGGACCUGAGAAAUGAAAAGUGAAAGAUCAACUUUAACCAAAAGAUUAAACUCAGCGAAGAGUCUCUGUGUCGUUCUGCCGUUCGUAUCGUAAUUUGUGCUGACAGUCAAUAUUUGAAAUAUAUUCCACAAGCAUUAGAAGAGAACCUGUGAGUCUAACUGUGAUGUGAUCGUAUGAUAUGUCAGAAGAAUCGGCUUAAUUCAGAGCAGAAAAUACCUCAAACAAAGACCUGAUCUUAAAGAAUAUUGGAUUUCAAUU
Molecule: messenger RNA, 1386 nt
Organism: Cyprinodon tularosa
Lineage: Eukaryota; Metazoa; Chordata; Actinopteri; Cyprinodontiformes; Cyprinodontidae
Gene: foxl3
Product: forkhead box L3
Exons: 3
Coding region: 283-1032 (249 amino acids)
Biological process (GO): regulation of transcription by RNA polymerase II; cell differentiation; anatomical structure morphogenesis
Molecular function (GO): DNA-binding transcription factor activity, RNA polymerase II-specific; RNA polymerase II cis-regulatory region sequence-specific DNA binding
Source: RefSeq, a predicted model, not a curated record